AAGCAUUUUUUAAUGGUAUCGAUUUACAUCGUUGCAGUUGUGGGAAUUAAGCAGGAUCAGCAACAAGGAUUAGACAAUAAUUAUUUUAUGAGUUAAUAGGCGUUGAGAUUCAAAAAAGUUAAAGCUUUAUCGGCGUUAACACACAUUGUCCCCAUCACAUGUCUAAAUAUACAAUGGAAAUAUCCGUAUAUCAAACUGGAAAAAAUUCUCAAGCAGCCUUUCUCUUGGGUUGCCUGUCUGUUAAUGUUGAUUACUACUGAUGUGGAAAUGUGUUUUGUGAGGCUGUGUGUGUGCACGGUGAAAUCGACAUUUAGCGCCUCAAGUCCAUCGCUUGGGCCGGCUGCGUGGCCCAGCUCUACAUCUCCCUCUCGCUGGGCUCCACCGAGUGCCUCCUGCUGGCCGUCAUGGCCUAUGACCGCUACGUCGCCGUCUGCCAGCCGCUGCGCUACACGGCCAUCAUGAGCCGCCGCCUCUGCCUGCAGAUGAUGGUUACCGCCUGGCUGAGCGGCUUCGGCAACGGACUGGUGAAGACGAUGCUGACUCUGCGGCUGCCCCGGUGUGGGAGGAAUCGGAUUGACCACUUCUUCUGCGAGGUGCCGGCCCUGCUCAAGCUGGCCUGCGCCGACACCUCCACCAACAUGGCCGAGCUCCUCGCCAGCGGUGUGUUUUUACUGCUGCUGCCGCUGGGCCUCAUCCUGGUUUCCUAUGGCUACAUCGGCACCGCCGUGCUGAGGAUGCGUUCGGUCGAGGGCAGGCUGCUGGAGGGUCCCAUUGGAAAAUGAAAGGGUUUGAGGGGGAAGGGCAGGCUCAGAGUCAGUCUGCCCUGGCAGUGGAGAGGGGGGCACUAGGACCCUGCGGCAGCAGUUGUUGCAGGGAAGCAGAAUGGAGGAGACAAAGACAGACAGUGGGGUUACCAUAUUUUAAGUGUCCAAA
Molecule: messenger RNA, 933 nt
Organism: Malaclemys terrapin pileata
Lineage: Eukaryota; Metazoa; Chordata; Testudines; Emydidae
Product: putative olfactory receptor 2B3
Exons: 1
Coding region: 405-782 (125 amino acids)
Biological process (GO): G protein-coupled receptor signaling pathway
Cellular component (GO): membrane
Molecular function (GO): olfactory receptor activity; G protein-coupled receptor activity
Source: RefSeq, a predicted model, not a curated record